AUGGCCCCCUCAAAGAAGAUAACAAGAAGCAGAAAUGGUUGUCAUCCUUGCAAAAAGUUGAAAAUUAAAUGUGAUGAAGGGAAACCAAGUUGUGGUUAUUGUACCAAGAAAAAUCGCAAAUGUGAUUAUAGUUUAGUCUUGAAUUGGGGUGGAAGAUCAAAGGGUUCCACCAAAGCAAAUGAUAUAAGCACCCCUAUUCCUUCGAGCAGUCGAACAGAGGAACAUUCGUCAAUACAGAUAGAUAUGAAGCCUGAAGUUAUUCAAAAGCUGCCAGAAAUAAUUACCAAAUUAAAAAAUGACUCAAAAAGGCGACAGAAAAUGGAAAUCGUCUUCAACUUGGCCAAACCAAACGGCAAAAGUCUGGUGAAAGAGAAGAGCAGCUAUCAUGAACCUCGCAUUCAAGAAAUAAAUGUUACUAGAGAAUAUCAACGGGAUAUGCACUUAGGACCAGAGGAACAUUCCACGACUUACUCCACCAAAUCUUACAACUCAGACCACACGCUCACAACCCUACACGAAAAUAAAGACAUUCAUGUAUCUCAUACCAAUAAGCGCUCGAGGUCUGAUAAUGGAUAUAAAUCAACGAAAAAACAAAGACACGAUUAUCUUCAGUUACAUGAACUUAUAGAAUCCCAAAUAGAUCCAUUUCCUGUUUCACAUACAAGUCAUUUGUUUGAGAGUACAGCACUUACUCCGGUGGCCUCCCAAUUGAAUAAUAAUGAUAUUGCAAAUGAUAUGGAAAUCAUGUCGGAAAUAGGAAGCCACCAUGAUACCGUGUCGUCCAUAUUAAUGUCCCCAGCCCCUCUGGGAAUGGAAGAGUUAUUUGAUGCUCUUGACGAGUUUGCAUAUAAUGGUGUGCCUUUCCAAUUUGACUCACUAGCUGAUCUGACAUUCUUAUCAAAUCCCAGAGUAAACCAUUCAGAGACAGUAUCUCAAGUCAGUCAUCAAGUGAAUUCUGGAUUUAUUCAAAAGGUUGAUAACUUUCUUGUUGACUAUAAAAAUGAUAUUGAAAAGCUUGAAAAAUAUCUACCGAAAGUACAAACCAAUUACAACUGGAUAAAUAAAAAAUUAAUUCGUGGAGGAAGUAGUAGUUCAAGUGAAAGUUCGAGUGAAAACUCGUCACUGAUGGAUCCUUUCGAAACUUUCAUAAUCCCGAGAAAUCUUGAGCCAUUACCCACCUUGUUACUUGAAGUUCCUUUUUAUAAGAAUUUGUUACAUUUUUGGGUCAAUGUGUCUUCUAAGCAAUUAGUUCCUGCUCCUCAUUAUGAAGACAAUCCUUUCACGAUAUUGCUUACACAAAUGGCAAUGGAAUAUCCUUCAAUUUUGACUGUCCUUUUGGCAUUUUCUGCAAAGGCAAGAUCGGGUUUGCUUGAUUCUAAUGAUAUGCCCGAUUCUGUUAUUGACCAAUUGUUAGCCAGGUCAUGUUCUGAACUUUUAAUAAUGUUGAGAAAUAGACGUAGUGCCACUUCAGAUGCUGCCUUGGCUACCUCAAUGUUUCUCUCAUGUUUUGAAUUAAUGAAUUCCACUCAUGAUUUCCAAAAACAUCGUGCUCAUACCAUUGGAGCAAGACAAAUAAUCAAAGCAAGAGCAUCUCUUUCAAAGAGACCAGCAUCUGUCACAGAGCAAGAUAUUGCAAAUUUUUUGGUUCGGUGGUUUGUGUAUGUUGAUUUAAUAGGUGGAUUAUCUGCUUCGAAACCUCAAAAUUAUGUUUUAGUCUCGGAUAAUGAACAAGGAUCCUAUGAGCCUCUCGAAAUACUUAAUAUGAUGAAUAAUGAGGAACGUUCAAAUACCCUUGAGGAAGAUCCUGGAAAGGAUAUUGAUCAUUUAAUGGGAUUUGAUACUAAGUUCUUGCCUCAGUUUAUGAAAACAGUUAUGUUAAUUAGAAAAGUUGAUAAUUAUUUAUUAGCCUCCGGGGAUAGCAAUCCAGCAAUUCCAUUGGAUAUAAUACAAGAAGCACUUGAAGUAAAAGAAACAAUGCUUCAAAUCUAUCAUCAAGAUGAGGAACAAAUAGAAAAAGCACGAUUAAUGUUUAUGCAAGAAAAAUCCCAAUUGAAAGAUCAAAUGGUUGAAAACUCUUCACCUCCUUAUAUUGCCAGUAGAAUUCAAGAAAAUGAGAUUCUUGGAUAUACUAACAAAGUAUUCUGUGAUACUGGUAUAAUUCAAUUAUAUCGAAGAGUAUUGAAAAUUCCUCGAAGUUCUCCAAUUAUUCAAAGAUUAGCUACUGGAAUGGCUACCAUAAUGAGAGAUCAUAUAGAAUCAAGGUCACCAACUGAGAUUUGUUGUAUUUUUUGCUUUUUCACUGCAGGAUGUGAAAUAUUAGAUCCAGAAAUGCAACAAUUUUUUCAUAUGAGAUUUACUCGAUUAAUUAAAAUGGGAAAUUCAAAUGCAAAGAAAGGUUUACAAGUUAUGAAGAGAUGUUGGGAAACUAAUGAAGAUUGGUUGACCGCUGCUGAUAAUUUAAAUAUAGACAUUAUUCUUUUGUAG
Molecule: messenger RNA, 2484 nt
Organism: Hemisphaericaspora subhashii
Lineage: Eukaryota; Fungi; Ascomycota; Pichiomycetes; Serinales; Debaryomycetaceae
Gene: ZCF32
Product: Zcf32p
Exons: 1
Coding region: 1-2484 (827 amino acids)
Biological process (GO): positive regulation of transcription by RNA polymerase II
Cellular component (GO): nucleus
Molecular function (GO): DNA-binding transcription factor activity, RNA polymerase II-specific; transcription cis-regulatory region binding; zinc ion binding
Source: RefSeq, a predicted model, not a curated record